Acanthocheilonema viteae is the source of this 921-nucleotide messenger RNA. The record is from the annotation of a GenBank genome assembly. NCBI's taxonomy places the organism in Eukaryota, Metazoa, Nematoda, Chromadorea, Rhabditida, Onchocercidae.
AUGAAUAUAACUUAUUGGGCUAUGGCAUUAUUAAGUACAACAUUAAGUGAAGAUGGUUUUACUGGUUAUUUCUUAUCUGGUUUCAUUGAAUUACCUGGUGGUUUGUUAGCCGUAGUGUUAUUGCUUAAAUUUGGAAGACGUACCGUUACAGUAUGGUCAUUCACAAUGCAAUUUGUAUUAUUUUUCCUAACUGUAUUUUUUCCAGGUACUGGAAUAAUACAAAUAACACUUGCUGUGAUAGCUAAAUUUUUCAACAGUUUUCUUUGGGUCGCACAACCAUUAAUGAUUGCUGAAAUGAGUCCGACAACAGUACGCAAUAUAUUCUGUGGAACGGUAUCAUUCUUUGGUGUCAUUGGUGCUGUUAUUGCACCUUACUUACCUUUACUUUUAAGUUUUGCUAAACUGCGAUUUCAUUUCUUUACGGCACUUCUGAUUCUCAAAGCGUUAAAAUUUGACUCUUGUAUUUUAGAGUUCAUGAUUGAAUUGUUGAAUUUGUCGGGAAACCCAGAGUUUCGUGAUAUAAAUUUUCGUGGACCGAAGCAUCAUACACGGUUCGCAAUGUUGUUGUUGAUUCACGAAGUAUUAACUCCAAGUUUAUGCUCGGAGUUAAUACUUUCUGAUGAGAAAACUAUCAGUCCAGAAGCGCCAAAAGUGACAGUAUCGAUAGUUUCUCUGGCAGCAGCAAUAGUUCUACUGACAGCACCUGAGACAAAGGAUCUUCCGAUGCCAGAAGAUGUAAAUGACUUCGAUCCAGGACGCUUCCUACAACUGUUCGGAUAUCAGAAACAAAGAAAGCAAAGUGUUUUUAUGGCAGCUGAGAAUGCAGCAAUCUUCGAAGAAUGGACAACGGUUUGUUUAUCAUUACUAGCCUUCCUCGUCUUGAAAGUGAUAAUCCAAGAUGUUUAUUGUUUUUUCUCUUAA